Molecule: messenger RNA, 1065 nt
Organism: Penicillium diatomitis
Lineage: Eukaryota; Fungi; Ascomycota; Eurotiomycetes; Eurotiales; Aspergillaceae
Exons: 1
Coding region: 1-1065 (354 amino acids)
Source: RefSeq, a predicted model, not a curated record
AUGUCGAAAAUCGUAUCUCGUCAGGAACCGAAGGACUCUCAAAAGUGCAAUCUCUCCCCGCUGGACAAGGCUGGGCCCGCACCUGAUCUCUCGUCUGGCCCGACCGUCUCCACUGCCUCCCGGUGUCGUCACUCAGUCCAAGUCGGAGUGGGAGAGAGCGCCUUCAAUCUCAGCCGAUCACUUACACACCGUCCCGGCGCCGGUCCCCACGUCCACCCUGCCUUGAGCCGUGCGGCGCAUCAACAGUUCUGGAGCUUCCGAAAGCCUAUCGCCAUGGAUCCUUCAAGAGAUGCGACCGUCCCAUCCACACCUGUCGAUCGCCCUGGUACACCACCACGCCCACCGUAUUCACCGGUGACCCCAGUCUUUGCGCACUUGAAUACGGUGGCCGCAGCCAACGCGACUAUCGUUCCACCCCCUCUAUCGCCCUCUCCAACUUCACACACUCCUCCGAAUCGACCGUCUAACCAUGUACCAUCGCGGCCUCCAGGAGCGCCGGCGGUCUUUAAAUCUGAGCCGCCACCGGUGCCUAUAUCCGAGAGUGAGAAUCCAGAUGCCAUCGCGUUGCGAUCGGCGAUCUCGAUUCUGCAGAUGCAGAAGCAACAGACCUUACGGGACAUUCGCAGCCUGGAUCGCUUGAAAGAAGCCGCUGCGGCGGACCCAGAGGCAUUUGCGCGAGAGUUGGCUGGAGGGCGUUUGCGCACUGAAGACCGCGGGACGGUCAUUCAGUUCUCCGAGGACGACGCGAUGGACACGGACGAGGAGAACGAACAACCUGAAGGCUUCGAGGAAUCUCAAGAGAAAAACGGAUCAGGGUCUCGCUUUGGUCGCAUACCACAACCGCAAAAUAUCGUUCGAAUGCCCCCGAUCAAUUGGGCCAAAUAUCAGAUUGUUGGCGAACCACUGGAACGCAUGCAUGAGGAGCAGCUGCGUCGACCAACUCCCGGGGAGCCUCGACAGCAGCCUGCACCGGAGUAUCUGCUGGCAUCACCUUAUCGACCGCUUGUCGAUCAAUUAGACUCACCACCAGUGCGGCCAGCUCGCGCAAGCAAGAGCAAGAAAUAG